Alternaria atra is the source of this 972-nucleotide messenger RNA. RefSeq lists its product as uncharacterized. The transcript has 2 exons. Bases 1 to 972 code for a protein of 323 amino acids. The record is from RefSeq and is a predicted model, not a curated record. NCBI's taxonomy places the organism in Eukaryota, Fungi, Ascomycota, Dothideomycetes, Pleosporales, Pleosporaceae.
AUGUCAGCAACUCCGAUGUCAUCAGGCUUAAACCAUUCAGGUGCUCCUAUUGAGUUAGCGUGGUCAUCCCAGCGACCUGAGUUGCGCGAUGAGAAAGAAGAUUGGAUGGGUGUGACGAAUCCAGUUGAAAGGCGAAAAUUACAGAACCGCUUGAAUCAGCGUGCACGGAGAAACCGCGCACAAAAGAACAGCGCCAUCUUCAAACAGCCCCACAGCAUCGUUGUGCCAGACGAGAUCCACGAGAGCGAUGCAUCAGGACGUGAAGGCAGUUGCAGCACAUCUGACGCAUCUCGGGAUGACUCUAGCGAGCCGAAUGGCACGAUAACACGUAAGUCGUGCAUGGCUGCUCAUCCCAAGGUGAAGGAGCUUAUGCAACGCUUCUCCGAACAUGCGUACGCCAGCUACAUGCAAGGUACACCCGCCUUGUCACACUUGCCGCUGCUUCUCAAGUACAAUGUCGCCAGUGGCCUCGCGCGGAAUGCAGAAAUUCUAGGAGUCACUGCACAAUACUAUGAUUGGUAUGGUAUCUCGCCGCUUAACAAGCAGGGUCCACUCUUAGGUUCGGGAGCAGGGGCAGAAUGGCCUGCAUGCCUACAACCCACUGAGUUACAACGUUCCAUUGAGCACCAUCCUUGGCUUGAUCUAUUCCCAUGGCCAAAAGUGCGCAACAACAUGCUCCAGGCGUUCCAGCGUACAGAGCUCGUCGACUACGAAGACGAGCUAUGUAUCGAUAUCUGCGAAUACAACCAUCUAGAUCGCAAACCGAUACUGAUCGUAUGGGGGCCUCCCGAAGAUCAUCGCAGUUGGGAGAUCGAUCUGAUCUUUCUGGAGAAAUGGGGCUGGCUGCUCAGUGGAUGCCCUGAAGUGUACGAAACGACAAACUACUGGCGAGCAACACGAGGCGAGAAGCCGCUUACGCCACAACAGUGGCAUAACACGAUACGAAGAAGCUUGCCGGAGCAGUUCCACUAG